UUGACUGUACAUAAUGUAUGUAGCCUAGUUGCACAGUUGAGGUUGCAGUUCCUCAUUGUCAUUACGAAAAUAUUUCUUCAAAAACGACAGUGAAAAGGAAACUGCAUGAAUCCCUGAAGUUUGGAAUUCGUGUAGGAUAGGUUUCAGCCUGCCCUUUUGAGAUGGAGGACGAACAUGUACAUGUACUUCAAGUUCCAGCCCCAGAUGAACCGGAGAAGCCUUACGUUUGUGAUAUCUGCGGCAAGGCGUAUCUGCACUCCAGCAAGCUGGCCAUUCACCAACGUGUCCACACUGGGGAACGACCCUACACGUGCACAAUCUGCGGCAAGGGCUUUAUUGAAAAGGGCAGCCUCAAAAAACCACCACCGCACCCACUCCGACGAAAAACCGCACGCAUGUGACAUUUGUGGAAUGGCGUACACCCGCAAGAGUAGCCUCCUAGUCCACACACGGGCCCACGAGGGCGACAAACCGUUCAUCUGUGGAUUGUGCGGUCGCGCAUUUGCGCAGCAGAGUGAUCUGGACAAGCAUAAGCUUUCGCACACCAACAGCCGACCUUACAAGUGCGAAGUGUGCGACAAAGCGUUUGACUUUCGCAGCAAGCUUGCGACUCACAAGCGGAUGCACAGUAGCGAGAAGCCGUUUAGCUGUGAAAUCUGCGGCAAAGCGUACUCGCAACGGAGCAGUUUGAACAAUCAUCGAGCUACCCACACGGAGGACAAACCCUACACGUGCGACAUCUGCAACCGGGCGUUCAGUCGAAAAACGCACCUUGUGUCCCACUGUCUCACUCACUCAUUCGUGUGCGGAAGUUGCGGCCGAAGCUUCUCUCACGAGAGCGACCUCAGCAAACACCAGCUGACUCACGAGAAGCCGUACAGCUGCCAGUUCUGCGGGAAAAACUUCAAACACUCGAGCAAACUCGCAGCUCACAAGCGGACUCACACCGGCGAAAAGCCGUUCAUUUGUCAAAUCUGCGGCCGGGGUUUUUCGCAGCCUGGCAGCUUGAAAGCACACCAAGUCACGCACACUGUGGAAAAAGCGUACGAGUGUGACGUGUGCAGCAAAGCCUUUAUCAAUCCUAAAAAAGCUUGCCGCUCACCUACACAGUCACUCCGGCGAAAAACAAUUUGUCUGCGGAAUUUGUGGCAAAGCCUUCCUGCACCGAAGUGAGCUCCUCAACAAGCACUAUCCAACCCAUAAUCAUGAGGUGGACACUGUGGACCAAAAUCCAAAAUCUCAACCUCCAAAUUUAUGCUAAUUUAUUCAAUUUUUUUUUUUAUACUGAAGACUAUAAGUUUUAAAGUCUUUAAGGCC
Molecule: messenger RNA, 1317 nt
Organism: Patiria miniata (bat star)
Lineage: Eukaryota; Metazoa; Echinodermata; Asteroidea; Valvatida; Asterinidae
Product: zinc finger protein 239-like
Exons: 2
Coding region: 175-1173 (332 amino acids)
Biological process (GO): regulation of transcription by RNA polymerase II; central nervous system development
Cellular component (GO): nucleus
Molecular function (GO): RNA polymerase II cis-regulatory region sequence-specific DNA binding; DNA-binding transcription factor activity, RNA polymerase II-specific
Source: RefSeq, a predicted model, not a curated record